Molecule: messenger RNA, 2457 nt
Organism: Funneliformis geosporum
Lineage: Eukaryota; Fungi; Glomeromycota; Glomeromycetes; Glomerales; Glomeraceae
Source: the annotation of a GenBank genome assembly
AUGAAGUUUUCGCACUCAAUUCAAUUCAACUCGGUCCCUGACUGGGCUGACCAUUACCUUGCAUACUCAAAUCUCAAGAAACUUAUUUAUCAAAUCGAGAGAGACAUAGUCGCAUGCUCUAUUAUUGCUGCUGGUGAUACGUUGAUUGCUUCAGAUUCUGAGGAGUCUCCUUUAUUAGAUGCUAAAACUCGUGCAAACGCAAUAUUUAUCCCUGCACUUGAUAAAGAACUCGCAAAAAUCAAUUCCUUUUAUUUAAGUAAAGAAAAAGAAUUUCUUGAAGAGGUUGAAAUAUUAAUUGCGGAUUACGCUGUAUUUGAAAAUCUUGAAGAUAAUGUAAGCAUCCACAGUAAUGCCUUCAAUUUAAGUAGGUCUAAUCAGUCUGGUGAAGGUUCAAACUCUCGUAAAAGAGUUUCUAGCAGGAGAACUAGGUCUACUUCUGAUGCUGCUGUGUCAUUCAUGAGUAGUGAUGAUGAUGAAGCUGAAAAUCAUUUCUCGCAUCCAACAGGCGGAUCAAGAGUAUCAACCGAAGUUGAUUUUUCGGAUAACCGGCUUUCUUACUUGUGGACUCCUUCAUCACUUGACAAUCAGAAAAUACGAUUAAAGAAACGAACCAUUGAACUUUUCGUUUGGUUAUCUGAACUUAAAUCAUUUGUUUCUCUCAAUUAUACAGGUUUUUCAAAAAUUUUGAAAAAAUACGACAAAAUAACUAAUAGUAGACUCAAAUCAUCUUAUCUUAACAAUGUCGUGAAUGAAUCUUAUCCAUUUAGGCAUCCAACUCGUCAAAGACUCGAAGAAAAGAUUUUGAAAGUCCAAGAAAUUUAUGCCAAUUUAUGUACAAAUGCUAAUAUGGAUAUUGCUAUUAGAGAGCUUAAAACUCAUUUGAGAGAAUUCAUAGUUUGGGAAAGGAAUACUAUAUGGAGAGAUAUUAUUGGUUUAGAAAGAAAAUCACAUGCCGUAGGCAUAAAGGCUCCGGUUACUGUAGAUCAUUCACUUGAAGUGACUUCCAAAAUCACAACACCUUUCGGUAAUCUAAAUGUGUCUGGCACUUUCUGGAAGAAUGCGAUCAUUUUAUCAAUAUGCGUUGGAGUGUUUGUAUUCCUACUGGAUGCUUCUUUUUUCAAGAGAGAAGAGCAAAGAUAUUGCUUUGCAAUAUUGAUAUUUGCGAGUCUUCUAUGGGCAACUGAGGUUAUACCACUCUUUGUUACUUCGCUUGCGGUUCCUUUAUUGGUCGUUUGUUUACGCGUUCUACGUGACGAUCAUGAUAAUCGUCUUUGUGCAAAUGAUGCAGCAAAACAAAUAUUUCAAGCAAUGUUUUCACCAGUCAUUAUGUUGCUCUUGGGAGGUUUUGCUAUUGCGGGUGCUUUAAGUAAAUAUCAUAUAGCAAAAAUGAUGGCAACUUUUGUGUUAUCUAAAGCUGGGACGAAACCUAGUUUUGUGCUUUUGGCAAAUAUGUUCGUCGCUACUUUUGCAAGUAUGUGGAUAAGCAACGUUGCGGCACCAGUGCUAUGUCUGUCACUUAUUCAACCAAUCCUCAGAAACUUACCGCCUAAUAGUAAUUUUGGACGUUGUUUAAUUCUUGGGAUUGCCCUAGCUUCGAACGUUGGAGGCAUGGCAUCCCCCAUCUCAUCUCCUCAAAACAUUAUCGCAAUUGGUAUUAUGGAACGAUCUCCACCUUCGUGGAUUCAAUGGUUCUUUAUUGCAAUUCCUUUGUGUAUCCUAGUCGAUCUUUUGACAUGGCUCUUACUUGUUUGGAAUUAUGAGCCAACGAAAAAUUCUUCAAUAAUUCAUCCUAUUAGGUCGUCUAAGGAUCCAUGGACUGGAACACAAAUAUUUGUAAUUAUAGUGACUGUGACUACUAUUCUCCUUUGGUGCGUUGAAAAAAAGUUGGAAGCCUUUUUUGGUGAUAUGGGAGUUAUUGCUAUUGUACCAUUGGUUUUAUUCUUUGGAUCAGGUAUUCUCACCAAGGAGGAUUUCAACAAUUUCUUAUGGACUGUAAUUAUACUUGCUAUGGGUGGUAUAGCCCUUGGUAGAGCCGUACAAAGCUCAGGAUUAUUACAUACAAUUGCUAAAAGUAUACAGUCAAUGGUUGGUGAUUUACACCCAUGGCAAGUCUUGGUAAUUUUCUCAUCACUUGUACUCGUGGUAGCAACAUUCAUUAGCCAUACCGUUGGAGCUUUGAUUAUAUUACCCAUCGUUUUUGAAAUUGGUGUAAAAUUAAGUGAUCCACAUCCAAAUCUAUUGGUUAUGGGAUCGGUGUUGAUGUGCUCGUCAGCCAUGGGUUUGCCGAUCUCGGGUUUCCCUAAUAUGAAUGCAAUCAUGAUGGAAGACGAGAUGGGUGUUCGAUAUUUAACCACAAUUGAUUUUAUAAAAAUUGGAGUUCCAGCAUCUAUUCUUGCGCUGAUUACCAUUGUUACAGUUGGUUAUGGAUUGAUGUCGUUACCGCUAAUAGGAUAUUAA